Molecule: messenger RNA, 1743 nt
Organism: Grosmannia clavigera kw1407
Lineage: Eukaryota; Fungi; Ascomycota; Sordariomycetes; Ophiostomatales; Ophiostomataceae
Product: tripeptidyl-peptidase
Exons: 3
Coding region: 1-1743 (580 amino acids)
Biological process (GO): proteolysis
Molecular function (GO): tripeptidyl-peptidase activity; serine-type endopeptidase activity
Source: RefSeq, a predicted model, not a curated record
AUGUUUUCCUUUCAACUCUUGUUCGCUUCCACUGUGGCGGCCCGGGUUAUGCACAAUCUUCCCGGCGUGCCCGAUGGAUGGAGCUUUGUGCGCGAUGCCCGCCCGACUGACCGUGCCGCGUUCAAGAUCGCUCUACGACAGCAGCAUGCGGAGGAACUCGAAUAUCUUGUGCUCAACGUGUCUACCCCAAGCCACCCUGAUUACGGAAGGCACCUGACUCGUGACGCCCUACGUGCCUACACAGCGCCGGCCGCGGAUAGUAUCGCCGGUGUCACUGCCUGGCUGAGCGACUUUGGCAUUACGCCCACCAUCGACAACGAUUGGGUUAUCGUUAAGACCACUGCCAGCCAAGCUGGUGCUCUUCUUGACGCUAAAUUCGCCUGGUACCAACAUGAAGACGGCGGCAGCCCAAAACUGCGAACGCUGCAGUACAGCGUCCCCGAUAACCUUAUCGCGCACGUCGAUAUGGUCCAGCCUACAACGCGGUUUGGUCAACUCGCGGCGCGUCGGUCGACGAUCUUCGAUCUUCAUCCGGCUUCCAAGGACGAGGUCGCCGACAUUGCGUCCACUGCUGAUGCAUUGGCGUGCGACUUUCGUAUAUCGCCUGCCUGUUUAAAGUCCUUGUACGGCGUUAACUACACUGUGACUGACACUACUUCUGACCGUGUUGCAUUUGCCUCUUUCCUUCAGGAAUAUGCUCGCUACAAGGAUCUCGCACUCUUUGAGUCGAAAUUUGUUCCUAGUGCUAUCGGCCAAAAUUUCUCGGUCGAGCGUAUAAAUGGCGGCCUGGAUAACCAGACUUGGACUGGUGAUAGCGGUGAGGCAAAUCUGGACGUACAGUACAUUCUUGGCAUUAGCUCGCCUAUUCCGAUCACAGAGUAUAGUACAGGCGGUCUCGGACCGCUUGUUCCGAGUGCUGAUGAGCCUACUGUGCCUGGAGACAACGAGCCGUAUCUUGAGUUUCUGGCAUAUAUCCUGGCUCUAGACGACGACAAGCUACCACAAACGCUGUCUACAUCGUAUGGCGAAGAAGAACAAUCGGUUCCGCCAGAAUUUGCCAUCAAAGUAUGCAACCUCUUCAUGCAACUAGGUGCAAGAGGCGUUAGCGUGCUAUUCAGCUCGGGUGAUACUGGUCCUGGAAAAACCUGUGUACGCACCGCCGACAACAAGCCAUAUCUGCAGCCCACAUUCCCAGCCGGUUGCCCUUACGUCACUGCCGUCGGAGCCACCUUUCAGCAGAAUCCCGAGAUCGCUGUCUAUUUUAGCUCUGGGGGUUUUAGCACACUACAUCCUCGUCCAGUCUGGCAAGAUUGCGCUGUCAAGAAAUACUUGCGCACCAUUGGCGACACCUACUCGGACUUCUUCAACGCAAGUGGCCGUGGCAUUCCCGAUGUGGCUGCACAGGGCAAUGAUUUCUAUGUCUACAAUAAGGGCAGCCUUGCUCUUGAAUCUGGCACAAGUGCUUCUGCGCCCGUCUUUUCGGGUGUGGUUGCGCUGCUUAAUGCUGCACGCCGUUCGGCCGGUCUACCACCGAUGGGCUUCUUAAACCCUUGGUUGUACCUUAACAGAGAUGCUCUGACUGAUAUUACUGGCGGUUCCGGUAUUGGCUGCAAAAACAAGACGUACUUUGCGUCCCCGGUAUACUGGAACGCCACUGUGGGCUGGGAUCCAGUUACCGGGCUGGGAACGCCAAAUUUUCCAGCUCUCCUCGCUGCUGCUGCUCCCGGUGUCGAAAACGCUUAG